AAAAUUCAGUAUCAAUUUAUUUAGUGUGUAGACAAGCUGUGUUUUGUAAAGAAAAGUUCAUUUGACACAGAAAAAAAAUUACAUCUCUGGACAGCUUUCUGUGAAGAUUCUUCAAAGCAGUCACCCAUCACUUACCAAGUGCCUCUUUAGCCAACACAACAGCAACUAAACAACAAAAAAUCAUCGCCAUUGCCCCGCAUUGCCAAAGUGGAAUUUUUUCCGCCCUAUAGUGAAUUUUUCGAGAACUCUGUUAAGGAUUUUUUUUUUCUCGCUAUUUUGUACCAGACAUAUUUGUUGCAAUUUUGUUGUGAAAAAAUAAUAACUGUGCUUUUUAAUGGAUUAAUGUUGAAAACAUAUUUCUUUCGUGAAGGGGCAUUAUAGACCUUUUACAAUUUGAUUGUGAAACAAGGAUAAAGAGGGAUAGAGAAAAUUUAGAAGGUCAAAAUCCGUUUUGUGGUGCAAAAGUGCAUAUUCAGUGCAAAUUUAGUGUUUUUUAAACAUAACUUGUGUCACAUUACAUAGUUGGAAAUGUUUUCGCAAGCUGUAUUUCAUCGAUUUGACUAUAUAAAUUCACCUUGUGAGUUUGUGUGUGUUCAACUCUGUGUACCCGUGUACGAAAGACACCGAAAGACCAUCUUUCACAUACUUAAUCCUGUGCUAGGAGUAGAAGCUGCAACAGACAUGACGGGAGCCUCAUUCGAUGUAUAUCCAUCAACAAGCAGUGGCAUGGGAUAUUUUGAGUCAGAUUUGUCGAUUUUUGAAAAUAAAACAGGACUAGCGGACGAUAUGAAGUUUCUGGCCUCAAUGCCAGAACUGUGUGAUGUUACUUUUUUGGUAGGAGAAACACGGGAGCCAGUCUGUGCGGUUAAAGCUGUCCUUGCUGCGCGAUCGAGGGUUUUCCAAAAACUUCUCUACCAAGCUCCAUCGCCACAGAGACGAAAGGAACCACCACAGCGUGAAAAUAAACUGCGGCUCUUCUUGAAACGAUCCUCAGAACCGCUGCUUAAUCUUCAAAAUGCAGCUCAACAGCCAACUGGACAUCAGCAUCAGACGCUAAUCAUUGAGGAAUUUGAGCCGGAUGUAUUUCGUCAGUUAAUUGAGUACAUCCAUACGGGUGGUGUAACUCUACAACCGAGAACUCUUCUUGGUGUUAUGAAUGCUGCCGAUUACUACGGACUGGAAGAGCUAAGACGUGCCUCAGCGGGUUUCGUCCAUUACUGCAUCAAUGUUGAUACUGUGUGUGCACUCCUAGCUUCCGCCGAGCGCUACAUCCAGUAUAAGUGUACAAAAAAUCUAGUACAGAAGGUUUUGGAAUUUGUGGAUGAGCACGGAAAUGAGGUGCUCAAUCUCGGCAGUUUCACUCUCCUACCACAGCAUGUGGUGCGACUGAUCUUAGCUCGAGAGGAAUUACGUGCCGAUGAGUUUACAAAAUUCCAAGCAGCUCUUAUGUGGAGUAAAAAAUACUGCGAUAGUAAUCCGAUUAACCCGCUAAAAGAAGUUCUAGGCAAUUUCUUGGAAUACAUACAAUUCCAUAAGAUUCCAGCUAAUGUACUAAUGAGAGAAAUUCAUCCUCUCGGCAUUGUUCCCUACUCCAUCAUCAUGAAUGCUUUAGCCUUUCAGGCCGAUCCUGCCAGUGUUGAUCCAGGAAAAUUAUCACCGAAUUCAAGUCGCGUUAGCAACUAGCAUAGGUCGAACGGCCCCUCCUCUCACCAUAAAAACUCCUCACCAAAAAUCCGCAAAGCCAAGUCUCAGAGCUUCCGUACACGUCGUAGUCCGUCAGAACGCAAAGGUAGUUCAUCAGCUUUUGCACCGCCAUCUGGUCAGCUUAAUCUUGCCAUCGAACGCACAGGUAGCAAAAGAAGUCCAAGCGGUGUGUCUCCGCAUGAUAGUAAAAGUCCAAGCAGUACAUCGCAAAAAAGCCCAAUGUCCCUGUCGCGUCAGAAUACCGUGCGACAGUCUCAUCGUCGGAAAAAUUCUGCGUCGCUGAAUUUGCAGGGCCGCCGGAGUCCGUGCGGAGCCGCGCCAGAGCAGCGCAGUCCGCAGGGGCGUCGCAGCCCUGUCUUUCUCAGCUACGAACCGUCACGAUCAGGACACCGAAGCCCAACAGAUCGUCGAAGUCCCACAUCAUCCAUCCAUGUACAACAGCAAUCUGGGCAUCGAAGUCCCAUUGACUAUGAGCGCCGUAGCCCUCUAUCUGGGGUAGCACCACCGUUGGAUAGACGAAUGUCUGGUGGGAUAUCUCCUGACGAACGAAGGAGCUCAAUACAGCAAUCUUUUCUGUCAGGUAGACGUAGCCCAAUCGGUUUCUCUCAUGGCAUGAUGAUUCCAUUGGGAUCAAAUCGUAGUCCGACACUUCCAAUUCCUCCCAUUACGAUAUCUAACCCAUCAGAAACAAUAGCGAUUAUUCAGCGACAAGUUGAAAGUACAGUUGAUUCAUCUGCAGAUGAGAAGAGUCCACCGACAGGAGACCGAAAAGAAAAGACCAGUGUGAUGCGUGAAAUUCUAGCAUUUGUAAGAAAACCGUCAAAGAAAGUUACAAUGCGAACAAGUCGUUUUGCAGCAGCUUUCUCACGGGCCGAAUCUACAUCAGGGAGUCCUCUUUUGCGUCAAAGUACUUUUUCCAGUGCUCCCACGGCAUCAAGUCGAGCUGCUAAAAGUGCAGUGACGAAGCAAAUGUCUGAAGUAAGUCUGGAGCCUAAGAUGUCUUUACGUUUUCGAACUCUUGCAUCAACAACUAAACUGUCGCUAAGGCUUCGACGUUCAGACACCAAUAAGGGUAAAGAUGCUAAAAAGUCGAGUGGAGAUGAAGUUAGCGACGUGGAAAGUAUGACUGAUAUUAGAGCUGUUGAAAAGCUUGGUGCAAAACCAUCAGGAAGUAGUGCAAACGGAGGUUUGUCAUUUGAACUCGAAAAUGUACAUUUUGAAAAGGUUGGAGAGUCAUAUAUCAAGCAUGAACAAAUUCGCGAAGAAACAAUUGAGGAGUCUAGUCCUAUAAAGUCAGAUCGAAGACCAGGUGAAGAAACGUUAGAGUUACAGAGACCCGUCGUAAGUGGAAAAUCAGCAUUAGAAGAGGAGACAGAACGGAUAGAGGAGCUAAAGCGUAGUUUGCUAAGUCUUCUCCCACCGGUGGAAGGCAGUAUCGAUGAUCCAAGUCAAGAGGCAACUGAGGCAAUUGAACAAGCUGCAGCUGAAUUUAUACUAGAAAAACCACAAGUGCCUUGCACCUCAAAAAUCCAGUGUCCAACGUUCGAGAUUGAACCGCCAUCCCGACGUGCAUCAUUCGAUCCACCCCGUUCACCUUAUUUGGAAAAUCUUCGUAGUCCAUGUGGACGAGGUGAUGAUCCGAAUGGUGUUCGCCGGGAUUCAGGGGCAGAUAGUUUCGAAAUUGUAGACACAGAUCGGAAUCGUGAGUCAAGUUUCGAGGACCGCUACUCGUCCAUUGAUACAAGUUUCGACAUAUCCAGGUACCACUCGACGAGUUACGAAGAUCAGACAUCGAGCUUCGAAAUGAUGGAAGCAAUUCCCGGUGACAAGAAAUCACCUUUUGAUCUCCGUAAAUCGUCGAUUGAGCUCGUGGAUGUUGAAACCUUUCAGCAUCGUUCAGGUGGCAGCAGUGACGGUCGCAAGUCCUCCUUAGAGACUCACUUUGACUACACACAGCCGCAUGGUAUGGCAAAACACUUUCACUCCCGCAAGCAUAUCCAUCAGCAACGGACUGGCAUACAUAGACCACGAAGCCCUCUGUCACAGCAAACUUCCUCCAACUAUAGCUCACGAGAUUCAUAUGAUUCUGGCUCUGAACCAUUAGUACCAAAACGCCUGUCUGGCUCUCGAAGUCCAUUCACUGAUCCCACACGUCAGCAUUUUCCUCUGCCACCACGCUCACCUUGCACUGGCAUUGAUGGGGAACCCUUCCUAUGUAUGGAUCAGCGAUGUGCUGCUAUUUUUGAACCACGUCCAGCACGAACUACUUCGCCUUAUCUUACCUGCUCCAGUGGUAGUGAAUUUGAACCACCUUCUCCGCGGCGUGCCUCAUCGGUGUCACCUAAGCAUACCUUUACGUUCCGCAUUGUGCUAAAAAAGGUGGAAAGUAGUCCUGACGAUCUUUGUCCAACUCGUGAGGCACGCAGACCACGCGUUGAUAGACACAAGCGUCGUGACAGUAGGCGUAAGAGGUUAAUGGAUACCGGUAAAAGCUUCUAGGAUCUACGGGACAUGUACCCCUUAAAUCUUCCCAGCACCAUCUCCUGCCUUAUUCGAGGAAGAAUAUUUUGGUGAGUUGGAACAAUUAUUAAAAAAAAUCCCAAUUUAUAAAAAGGGAAAGAAAUCUACAUCUUCCAUUGACAGUUUUUUUAACUUGUUAUUUAAUAAUUGUGCGUGAAGCUCAUCAAAAUAUGUCCUUUUUAACUUUCAAAAUUUGUAUUUAGUUAGUAUUCCAUCUUAAAUUGAUCAUAAGUAGCUUGCCUACAAUUAUUUUAAUUUUAAAAAACCUGAGCAAUGUCGCUAAAAAAAAUAAAAGUUAAACCACAGUACGUUAACCACAGAUGAGGCCAGAUUUGAUAAAAAAAAAUUAUUACUUUUCUUUAAAAUCAAUUUUAUUCACAGUGGCACUAGCCAUUCUGCUAGAAUAUAUUAGGAUUGUCACAAAAAAAUACAAGGAUAAGUAGAAAAAUUAAUUACAUUUUAGGUGGUACACGGAAACUGUACUAUUCUUUUCUUCAAAAGAAUCACAGCUGAGAAUAUGAUAUAACCGGAAUGGAAGACCACUAAAGACUUUUAAAAUAUUUAAUGUCAUGGUUCAGGUUUUUAGGUCAUCUGAAGAUCUCAUGUAACUUUUAGUAUACCUACUUAUGGGUAUCCGAAGUUACUUGAAUUUAACUUGCCUUCCAUAUAAAAAAUUGUACAACUUACUACAUCUAUUUGAUAAAAAGAUCAAAUGUCCUGGCCUCCACCAAGUACCUAAUGAGAUUACAAAGUAUAUAUAUAAUUUCAUAUUUUCAUCUCUUUAUCACUGGAUUUCAAUUUAAAUUUUUCCCUAAUUACUCCAAAGAAAAAAAGAGGAUAGCAUGUCCCAGAAACAAUUCAAAACUGUAUAUAAUUAUUAAAUUAAAAAAAUGUUGUUAAUGUUUGCAGUUUAAUAUUAUAGUUAAUCUAUAAUUGGAUAAAAAAGAAAAAAAAAUAUAUUCUGAGAAACAAAAAAAUCUAUACCGUGACAAUCCUUAAAUGUUACUUAUAUAUACAAUACAGUUUAAAACAAUAUUGAAAUAUAUGUUAUCCUUUCUUUCGAGAACAUCUUGAUAUUAGAUUUUAGGGACACAACUUUGGCAAUGAUUUCGAAAGAAAGAAAAAGCAAGAAUGCAUUAAUGUUCUAUUCAUAAAAUGAAAUUGUUAAUUCCUGUGAUUGCAUGAAAAGAUGUAUAUUGAUGAAUUUCAUUAUAAUAACCCAAAAAGAGUAAUACAUAAUCAUUGUAUUUUUCCAUUUACAAACAAAUAAUGUUUGAAGAGUCUUUAUAUACUAUCGUUUUGUAUCUAUACGUACGUAUUUGAAAAUGUUUUAAAGUAAAAUAUUUUGAGAAUUAGUUGGUAUUCCACUUUGUGGUUAACACCAAGUAUUUCUUUUAAUCUUAAAUAUGAAAAAAAAUCUGCAAUGUACCGUCGUUUAUUAAUUUAUUUACCCAUACUUACUAAUUAUUAACAAUUUGAGGGAAGUUUCGGAAGAUUUUUGUCUUCAAUAAAUUGAUUACUGUAUAGAAAAAAAAUGAAUCUAAUGAGGUUUAAUUUAAAAAAAUACACCGAAAGGUUUGUAAAAUGGACUUAAAAAAACUAUACACAAAAUGCCUCGUGACAUGAAGGAUGUUACAGUGAAGUUAUAGAGAAUGCGAACACUUUGAGAUACAUAUAUCACAAGGACAGGAAUUUUAUAUGUGAAACUUUAAUGAUUGAUAAUAAUUAUUCUAAAUAAAAAAUAUAAUUGAGAUGGAUGUUUGUGGAAAUACUGUUAUACAAAAAAUGCAUAAACUACAUUAUUAAACAAACACAUGAAUAAAAAAA
Lutzomyia longipalpis is the source of this 6051-nucleotide messenger RNA. RefSeq names its product serine-enriched protein (gene gprs). NCBI's taxonomy places the organism in Eukaryota, Metazoa, Arthropoda, Insecta, Diptera, Psychodidae. The transcript is spliced from 11 exons. The record is from RefSeq and is a predicted model, not a curated record. Gene Ontology annotation, molecular function: protein binding.